This is a messenger RNA of Echinococcus granulosus, 1044 nucleotides long. RefSeq lists its product as hypothetical. The transcript is spliced from 2 exons. The record is from RefSeq and is a predicted model, not a curated record. Lineage: Eukaryota; Metazoa; Platyhelminthes; Cestoda; Cyclophyllidea; Taeniidae. Bases 1 to 1044 code for a protein of 347 amino acids.
AUGCCUCAACAGCAAUGCUUUCUUUUGUGCACCCUACAAUACUCACGAAUCAUCAUCAUCCCUAACACCACCUCCACUGCCCCAUUUCACGCAGUCGACUCGAAAGCAACCUUUGCUAGUGGCUCGCCAUACUCUCGCGAGGACAAUGAGCACACCAUAGAGGCCAAAACUACACGUGGAAGUAAAGCUACUGUGACACGAAAGACAAAGCAGCACAUUGGUAGACAAGUGUUAUCGAGAUGCAAAAAGUGUUCCGUGGGGCGAGAUCUCGUCUACUCCUUCCACAAUAAACAUCCAGUUGAAGUGGUUGAGCACCGGCACUCCAGUGCCACAGAAGGCUCAAUAGAGUCAGAAGUGAUGGCGCAACACCCAAGUCCUGUGACAGCAGCAGCUUCAGCGCUGCUGCAUGCUCAACAGUUUGACUUGAGUCAAUUGGCAGUGGCAGCGCCACCCCAUUUACGGAAUAAUGAAUCCCUGAAACGGUUGCCCCUCACGAAUCCACAAAUGCAUGCUCGCACUCACCAACGUGCAUGCGGCAAUCCCAACCCCUCACCUCAGCCCGACAAUGCACCAUUCACCAUCAACUCACACACGAUGAAAAGCAAACGCCCACAUUUCCGCUCAGCGAGAGUUCCACCAUUCCCCUCUAGCAGGCCUUGGAUACCACAAUCCCGCUACACACCCAAACAUCAGCAGCCACCGUCGCCACAACUGGCCCCCGGCACCACCUCAACGCAUGCAAUCCCAAUGCCUGUUGUAACCAACGCACCCUCGACGCUGUCAAUUAGGCGCAUUGCAUACGCCGCUAGUGACGAAUGCGAAUUGACAUCAGCAACACCUCGCCCCCACAGACAAUCCGAUGACCACUACUGCAUCCUCAGAGCGCAACUGCUUAGCCUCAGAAAUGCUGCUUCAGGACAUUACCCUCCCGAAAACUGUCUACCAAACCACCGUGUUCCACAAGUUCGGCCACCGCACAAGCCCACUCAGGGACGCAGAGGUAACUUUGAAACAACUACAGUGCCAUUACUCACCGUCAUCUAA